UGUACAGAAGAAAGUAGCAGCUAGUCGCGGCUAAAAGCUAACACGUUAGCAGAAGUCAUUCCUCAUCGGCCCGCACGCACGCACUGACAUGCGCACUCACACGCACGUGCAACUCGUGAGGGGCUCAUUUACACGCACGCAGCGUGUUGUUUGGUUUUAAGGGGUUAGUGUGCUUAAAGCUACGAGCUAGCUACUUCCUGCAUAUUAGCUGGACGUGGCUAGCUGGAGGAGCUAACUGUUUACCAGGUCUGCUUUAAUUAUUCAUGAGUACGCCCCGUGAUUGGUGGAGGCAGUGACGGGGCGGGGCCUGAGAGGGUUAAUUACAUCGAAGUGUUUCUGCAGGACACAGUGAGUACGAUUAUUGAUCCUCGAUCUUAAACUCCGCAGCAGAUAAGUGAAAAUACUGAUCCCUCACUGAAAUGACUGUUACUUCCUCUAAAGUACAGAUACCACACUUUGAAACUACUCCUACACGUGUUUAGUGAAAGUACCUUUACAAAGUUAUAUCCAAAGUGUUUUCACAGUGUGGCAGUAGUACUUUUGGUGCUGUAACUAAGUACUUGUAUGGUGUGUAUUAGUUCUUUGAAUGCUCUAACGGUAUUUGUAAGUGCAAUCAAAAUAAAUAAAGCGGAUAACCAAACUAUUUGGUUCCUUGAUUAGUGCUCUAAUUAGUUAAUUGACUAAUUUAAUUGUUUCAGCGGAAGUUGUAUAAACAGUGGACCACUAAGUCACUUUAUUUUUAAUCCGUUUAUACUGUUAUUUAUGAUUUCUGUUGGAUGCCAAACUGCAUUUCGUUGCUCUACUUGUUCAUGUGUAAUGACAAUAAAGUUUAAUCUAAUCUACGAUGUUUGAUAUACGUUGUGAAGUACUAAAAGUACUCCAUUGACAUAUUUCAACAUUCACUUUGUCUUGACUUCAGAAUAUUUCAGUAUUGAUUGAUUACAUUUUGGAAGCGUGAAUGUCUCUCAGUCAGUCCACAGGUGGAAGAUGAUCAAGAUGUCAUUGGACAAGGAGGCUCUCCUCCCUCGUGAGGUCAGCCCUGCCUUCCCCACGGUCGGCCUAUCAGAGCAGCCGGCCAAGCCCCGCCCCCUGCACAACAAGAACGGCCUUCAGUUGUCUGGCAACUACCAAGACCCCGUCGCCUGCGCUCUCCCAGUUCAGCCAAUCGCUAAGAGGCGACACUCCAUGAGCGUUGGCUUCAAGGGGCUGGCAAAGCGGCGCCGGCGAGCCAUCAGCGACAACCAAUCAGAGCCCGUUCGGCCCAGUCACUUUCUGUUAGGUGGAAACAUCUUCGACCCGCUCAAUCUCAACUCGCUCAUGGACGAGGAAAUCAACAGGGCGACCAAUCAGGAGACACCAAAGUGCUCGCCCCUCCCGGCGAGAGCCGCCGACCCCGUAGAGAUCCUGGUUCCUCGGGACAUCACAGACCCCCUCAACCUUAAGGGAGGGGCGGGGGACGAGAAGGGGGAGGGGGCGGUCCUGCUGUCCCCACUGAAGUCCAAGAGGAGACACAGGAACCGACACCAUGGAGGAGCAGGGAGGGGAGGGGUGGAGGUGCUACCUGCGCGACUCUUCCCCCCCACAGCUGGACUGUCAUUUCCUCUGGUGACCAGAGGAGGCAGCGCCGCAGCGUCUCCUCUUCCCUGUGAGCUCAACACAGCCAUCACCUGUCGGGACGAUGUGGCCCCACCCCCCAUCUUGCCCCGUAGACACACCCACCCUCCAACGGGGCACACCCACAAGCCUGGUAACCAGGGCGACGGUCGCAAACGCAGACGCACCACCUCCGCGAGGUCGACAGAAGCCGCGGCGGCCACAGCUAAGCCAACGAGAUUCGAGACGCCGCUGGGAGGAGCUAGAGUUGGGAGGUGUGGAGGACCUCAGCACGGAUCUGCUAAGCCGCUGCAGAAAAAGAAGGACAGGCGACGCUACCAAUACGGCAACCAUAGCUGUUACUACGGUUACCAGGGCUCCUACGGCGAUGGCGCUGAGGGGCAUGUUGGGCUGGAGGAGGACCCGCGGCUCCACCUCCUGGAAGCCGAUUGGUUUAGAGGCCAGAAGGUGCUCGAUGUGGGCUGCGGCGCAGGUCACCUGACGCUGGCCAUCGCCCGGAGGUUUGACCCCGCCCACAUCCUGGGGCUGGACUUAGACCGCCAGCUGGUCCACGCGGCCAAGCAGAACAUUAGGCACUUCCUGUCACAUGACCUUGUGGUAGAGAAGAGGAGAGGAACACAAAACGCCUCCUUCUCGUCUCCUAGCAGGGAGGGAGAGGAGAGGCAGCAGGCUGUGCCCCUCCUCUCCCUCCCCCUUUCCUUCAGGGUAAGCCGAGGUCCUCUCUCUGCUCCUCCUCUCCUCCCAUCGUCUUCCUCCUCCUCCUCCUCCAGGUUCCCCAACAACGUCACCUUCAUCCAGGGGGACUACGUGUCUCGGGGGAACUGGUGGCCUGGGCGGGGCCAGUAUGACAUCAUCCUGUGUCUGGGCGUGACCAAGUGGGUGCAGCUGCAGGCGGGUGACGGUGGCGUGGUGGCUCUGUUCAGGCGGGCCUAUCAGAGCCUGUCGCCGGGUGGAUUGUUCAUGCUGGAGCCUCAACCGUGGAGCAGCUACGGCCACAGCAAGAAGGCCUCGGGGGCAACUGAUCGUAACUUCAGGAGUUUGAGACUGAGACCUGAACAGUUCACGUUCUACCUGACUGACAGCGUGGGAUUCUCCUCCUACAGACUCAUCACACCCUCAGGUACACACACUGCAAGGAACACACACCCAGGUACACACACUGCAAGGAACACACACCCAGGUACACACACUGCAAGGAAC
Pungitius pungitius (ninespine stickleback) is the source of this 2814-nucleotide messenger RNA. RefSeq names its product 7SK snRNA methylphosphate capping enzyme-like. The annotation marks the transcript as partial. The record is from RefSeq and is a predicted model, not a curated record. Gene Ontology annotation, biological process: snRNA modification. The transcript has 7 exons. Gene Ontology annotation, molecular function: O-methyltransferase activity; snRNA binding; RNA methyltransferase activity. Lineage: Eukaryota; Metazoa; Chordata; Actinopteri; Perciformes; Gasterosteidae.